Magnolia sinica is the source of this 2173-nucleotide messenger RNA. RefSeq names its product probable alkaline/neutral invertase D. The record is from RefSeq and is a predicted model, not a curated record. Gene Ontology annotation, biological process: sucrose catabolic process. NCBI's taxonomy places the organism in Eukaryota, Viridiplantae, Streptophyta, Magnoliopsida, Magnoliales, Magnoliaceae. Gene Ontology annotation, molecular function: endo-alpha-N-acetylgalactosaminidase activity; sucrose alpha-glucosidase activity. The transcript has 5 exons. Bases 200 to 1903 code for a protein of 567 amino acids.
CCUCUGCCUAUAAAUAACCCUUUCCGCAGCUUAGCUCUUUUUUCCUCUCCUCCCCUCCCUUCUGAUUCCUGUUUUCCUUCAGAUUCCUUACAAAUCGACGGAAUCUGACCGUUGGUUCCGUUGAAGCAGCUCGUUUCCGCGGUUAGAUCUUCCCAAGAUCAUCUCUUCUAACUUGUAAGUAUCUACAGAUUAUACCUGGAUGGAUGGACCACGUGAGCUCGGCCUUCGGAAUGUUGGUUCACACUGCUCAAUCUCUGAAGCGGAUGACUAUGAUCUUUCACGGCUUCUUGAUAAGCCGAGAUUGAACAUUGAGCGGCAGAGAUCAUUUGAUGAGCGGUCUCUCAGUGAGAUGUCAAUCGGGGUCUCGCCUCGGUUCUCCACUCGAGCUGCAGAGAACACCAGAGGGUUGGAGAAUUUUGAGAAUAUGUGCUCACCCGGGGGACGGUCAGGGUUGAACACCCCGGCAUCAUCGGCUCGCAACUCGUUCGAGCCGCAUCCGAUGGUUGCUGAUGCGUGGGAAGCACUGAGGCGGUCGUUGGUGUUCUUCCGGGGACAGCCAGUGGGUACGAUUGCUGCGUAUGAUCAUGCUUCUGAGGAGGUUCUAAAUUAUGAUCAGGUGUUUGUCCGGGACUUUGUACCGAGUGCUCUGGCUUUUCUGAUGAACGGUGAGCCAGAGAUUGUUAAAAAUUUUCUUCUGAAGACUCUCUACCUUCAAGGUUGGGAGAAGCGGAUUGACCGUUUCAAGCUUGGAGAAGGUGCAAUGCCAGCCAGCUUCAAAGUGCUUCAUGAUCCUGUUCGGAAAACAGAUGCUUUAAUUGCAGAUUUUGGGGAGAGUGCAAUUGGAAGAGUGGCUCCUGUUGACUCUGGAUUCUGGUGGAUUAUUCUUCUCCGUGCCUACACAAAAUCUACUGGGGAUUUGUCUCUUGCUGAAACACCUGAAUGCCAAAAGGGAAUGCGGCUCAUACUAACAUUAUGUCUCUCAGAGGGAUUCGACACUUUCCCAACCCUGCUCUGUGCUGAUGGAUGCUCCAUGAUUGAUCGAAGAAUGGGUAUUUAUGGUUAUCCUAUUGAAAUCCAAGCCCUUUUCUUUAUGGCAUUGAGGUCCGCUUUGCCAAUGCUCAAACAUGAUGCUGAAGGGAAAGAAUUUGUGGAACGCAUUGUGAAACGCUUGCACGCUCUAAGCUUUCACAUGCGCAGUUACUUUUGGCUUGAUUUCCAGCAGCUAAAUGACAUAUACCGUUACAAAACUGAGGAGUACUCUCACACUGCAGUUAACAAGUUUAAUGUCAUUCCCGAUUCAAUCCCAGAUUGGGUAUUUGAUUUUAUGCCUACCCGUGGUGGCUACUUCAUUGGAAAUGUCAGUCCUGCAAGGAUGGACUUUCGAUGGUUUUGUCUUGGUAAUUGUGUGGCGAUUUUAUCAUCCCUGGCAACCCCAGAGCAAUCUUUGGCUAUAAUGGAUCUUAUCGAAGCACGCUGGGAAGAGUUGGUUGGAGAAAUGCCUCUGAAGAUAUCUUAUCCGGCAAUAGAGAGCCAUGAUUGGCGGAUUGUAACAGGCUGCGACCCCAAAAAUACUAGAUGGAGCUACCAUAAUGGAGGAUCUUGGCCAGUUCUCUUGUGGCUGCUAACUGCCGCAUGUAUCAAGACGGGCCGGCCACAGAUUGCCAGACGAGCAAUUGAGCUCGCGGAGAGCCGUCUUUUGAAAGACAGCUGGCCAGAGUACUAUGACGGGAAGCUAGGAAGGUACAUUGGGAAGCAGGCGAGGAAGUUCCAGACGUGGUCGAUUGCGGGGUAUCUGGUGGCCAAGAUGAUGCUGGAAGACCCAUCCCAUCUGCUGAUGAUCUCGCUGGAAGAAGACAAGCAGAUGAAGCCACUGAUCAAGAGAUCGGCGUCAUGGACUUGCUGAAAGAGCUUCAAAAGGUGGUCACUUUACAGUUAUACAUUCAUUCGGCAGUUUUUCUCACUCCCAUUUCAGGGUUUGUUUUUCUCACUCCCAUUUCAGGGUUUGUUUUUGUUGGGUGCAGCAAAAGGGGUGUAUUUGUUUCUGUACAAUAUCAUGUGUGGGGAGUAGCAUCUCAGUUUUAAAAUAAGAAAGGUACAUUUCAAUAUAGCUGUGGACAUUCAUCUCAUGGUCCAUUAGAUUAUAUGAUCUAAGAUUAAAAACUGAUUGGGUCUA